AUGGCUACAUGUCGGGAGGCAACAGCAGCGGAGCAAUUCGCAUUCUCACUUUUUCAAGCUCUCAACUUGUCGCAUACAUGCCGCGACCCUUCCCUGACAGCAAAAUGGAGGUAUCAAGGAACUACACCAUCGCGAGAGGAAGCCGACGAGAUCAACGACGCUCGAGCCGAAUCGCUUCAAAAGUUCGAAGCACUCGUCGCGGAGCUCACGCUCGAUUACGAACGUGGUGCCGAUGACGGAAACCCGUUCCGGGUCGCAAACCCUAAGGAGUUUUGGCUUGAUUGCUGGGCCUCUGGCGUCCACCAUGUACUGGUGGAGCUUGAAAGUCUAGAGUUGACACAGGAAGAGAAACAGGCCGCCGAGGAUGUUGGCGUCGUUUGGUAA
Messenger RNA from Pyricularia grisea, 384 nucleotides. RefSeq lists its product as uncharacterized. Bases 1 to 384 code for a protein of 127 amino acids. The transcript is spliced from 2 exons. The record is from RefSeq and is a predicted model, not a curated record. NCBI's taxonomy places the organism in Eukaryota, Fungi, Ascomycota, Sordariomycetes, Magnaporthales, Pyriculariaceae.